Somion occarium is the source of this 3307-nucleotide messenger RNA. Lineage: Eukaryota; Fungi; Basidiomycota; Agaricomycetes; Polyporales; Cerrenaceae. The record is from the annotation of a GenBank genome assembly.
AUACUUCGACCACCAACGACAUUCUACUGUAUAUUAACUAGACUCCCUGCAGUGUUGUGUAACUUUACUGUGGUCUGUGCAGGAUACCUCUCUAAUACCCAUUACUCUUGGUCUUAGAAGUCCUCGAACGUCCCUUUUCUCGGAGCUGUUUACCCCCGCUAUCCACAUUGGGUUUCUUGACCUUCAUACCCACUGUCACAGGCGAUUUGUUGCAUUUGCAUGCGAAGCUGUCUGCCCGACGAAGCUUUGAUAACGAUUAAAGACGGUCUCAGGAUUGCUCGUAAGUUCGAAUAUUCUCGCAGUCCGCAGUUCCUGCGAUCUGAUGGACCGUGGGCGUGCAGUUAUUCAAAUAUCUAGUUGUCACUCUGCCUCGUCCUGCAACUAGGUGCAACAAGCCACCAUGUUUGCCUUUCCUGAGCCCGGAUCUGGCUCAGGUUCCUCUCUUCCACUGCCAAUCCUAUUGCUAGCUGGUAUUGCGACCCUUGCAGCAACUGGUAUCUCUGCGACCUCGAUAUAUCUUCACCUAAAAAAUUAUCGCAAACCUAUCCUACAGCGGUAUGCAGCUUGUCUCAAUGGUAUACUCUGGGGAUCAUUGACAAUUCCUAGGAUGGUCGUUCGAAUCAUGCUCAUGGUCCCCCUCUACGCCAUAUCAUCCUUCAUAUCGCUGUUCUCUCUUCAAGCAGCAUUCUUCAUUGAUGCUGUCAGAGACAUAUACGAGGCCUUCGUCAUAUACUGUUUCUUCGACCUGCUCAUCGCAUAUCUGGGCGGUGAACGCUCACUCCUGAUUCUCCUACACGGUCGACCCCCCAAAUAUCCCGUAUUUCCGGGCAGCAUAUUUUGGAGAGAAGUGGAUGUUAGCGACCCCCACACAUUCUUGUUUCUGAAACGAGGUGUACUCCAGUACGUGCAGGUGAAGCCGAUACUGGCUUUGGCAACCAUUAUCCUGAAGGCUACUGGAAAGUUCAACGAAGGUGACUUGAGAUGGGACUCGGGUUAUCUCUACGUCAGCACCGUGUACAACGUUAGCAUCUGUAUGGCGCUCUAUUGCCUCGCUAUCUUCUGGAUGUGUGUCAACGACGAUCUAAAACCUUUCCGACCCAUGCCGAAGUUCCUUUGCGUAAAAGGAAUUCUCUUCUUCUGUUUCUGGCAGUCGCUCUUUAUCUCUAUUCUUGUCACGGCUGGAGCGAUUAAACGUCUCGGACCCUACACCGACAUCGAACAUGUCUCUCUCGGUCUCACAGAUAUUCUCAUCUGUCUCGAGAUGCCCUUCUUUGCGAUCGCUCAUCAAUACGCUUUCAGCACACGAGAUUUCGUAGACCCACACGCCAAGUAUGUUGCACGCAUGCCCGUAUUUUAUGCCUCCCGAGAUGCUUUUGGUGUCAAAGACGUAGCCGAAGACAUCAAAGCGACUCUCAAAGGUGAGGGUAUGGACUACAGGGCGUUUGAACCAAGUGAGGGGUACAUGCAUCAAGGUGCCGGACGUGAUAGACGGAUUCGGGCGGGAUUGAGGUAUAGUCAGGGUGGUAAAAGGAAAUACUGGUUGCCCCAGCCAACGAGGGAUACCCGCUCACCGACUACUGCGGAACACAGAGUUAAUAGGGCCGUCGGGAGGAUUGCUAGACGUCUGCCCCAAGAUGAAGAUGUGUACGCGCCACUGUUGCCUGACCAAGCUGAAGACGUUGUGCAUACUGCGCCGGAUUUGCAAUCUCCAGAGUCGGAACAGGAUUUCUUCCUCGAACAUAGGGAAGUGGUUGACGAAGGUCUUGAUUUACCUUUUGGCGAUCUGGACCCUGCAGACGAAGAGUUGUUCGACUAUAGCAAGAAGUACAUCUUUGGUGACUACAACUACCCUUGUAUCGACGUCUCCUCCGAAUCAGCACGAGUAGCUGUCUGGAAUGAAGAGGAACGUAUAUUAAGGCACGAACGCGGGGCCUACUUCUCACCUAUACUCGGACCGAGGAGAACCUUUGGCGGGCAGAGGCAGAGGGAUGGAUAUGGCGCCGUUGGGAGUUUCCAGAGGAGUGCUGUUAGGGUACGACAGGACUCGGAUACUGGGAGCGAGAGGGAUAAAGGAAAGAGUAGGGACGUGGUUAUCGACAAGGAACAAGAUCGGAUACCUGCACUUUCCCCCGAUGAGGUGCAUUUGAAAUGGACGCGAACGAAAGGAGCGUCACCGAUACAAUCGCCUCGGAUACGCAAACUUUCUAAUCAAGGCCGAAGUUCAUCCGCUUCUUCUAACCCCUCGUCAGGUUCAUCGUCUUCGAGUCCACGGGAUCGACCACCGCCUUCUCCACGGAAAGAAAACGAACGACCGACCCUACCUCCAGAUGCCGUAGAUCUGGUCGUUGAAGACCCACAUGCGGCUGAAAAGGAAAUGACGCAUGAGCGACGGAAAGGUGAACCAGCCGUCCGAGGUACCGUAGGUCUGCGGAAAGUCUAUCGACGUGGAUAUGUCGUAGACGACCCUGAAGGUCGGAAGGAAGGUGAAGUGGAAAUCGAGCAACCGAUUACUCCGACUGCCGAGGAACGGGAAAACGAGAAUGGUGAUGCGAGAUUUAGUGUGGGAGACGAUGUGGAUGAGAUCAUGGAAGUUGAGCAUGAAGCUGUGGAGGCAGUUGAAGAUGUAGAGAGGACAGUGGCGAGAGUGGAGACUCCGCCUGCACAUGCAAGGAUCGUCGUGGAUCAUUAUACCAUACCUGGUGACGAUAAUCCUUGGGCGUAGACGAAGUUUGGAUGUGGGAACGAGACUUUGACUGGAACGAUGCUGUGAUAUAUACCAGUGAGAUUCGUUUCCUGUACUAUAUUCACUGUUGUUUUUUUGGAUGUAUUUUAUCAUUAUGGGUUUUCUACAGGAUCACGAUCGAAUACGAUUUCUGGGGACGAACGCAGCGAAUCGCUAUCUACAGCCCGGUGUAUUCAUGGAUGUGCAAAUAGCGUCUGUGAUCACCACGACGUUUAGAGACCCAGCCUUCGACUGUCCCGUCGAAAUACACGUCCAUCUUCCAAGUUCCUGUGCCGACUCACUUCUCGUCUAGCGAGACAGCCCGCCACUCGAUGAAAGUCUCAUGAAAUUGGAAAUCAACGAUGCGGGAGACCCAAGUAUUCAUGCCUAGGCACGCUCAUGUUUGAGCACUGCACGCUAUCUGGUCACAACAUCUCUCACCUUCCUGGUACUAGAUCAUCGUCUGGGAUAUAGUUUGCUCCGCCAUAGGUUUUUGGGUCCACAUUCUCGUUAUAGAACUGGUAGACUCUGAAAUUCAGAUCUUCCCCAUGUCGAAAUUCAACCUGCGAUAAUAAUGGAGUGGUC